AUGAGUGCACCGACCUCUUUCUUCCGGGUUAAUGGCGUGGACAUUACACACCUCUUCAUCGCGUUCGGUGCUGUGGCAAUUUGGUCUACUUUGACCCUUACCAUUCGUCUUUUCACCACCAUGAAGAAGCGUCCUGGAAUCUACUUUUAUUCUAUCUUGAUCGCUACGUGGGGUCUGACCAUACGUCAAGUCGGCAACUUUAUCCAGUUCUAUGCACCGAGGUGUCCGUGGCAGGUCGGCUUCACGAUGCAACAGCUUGGAUGGGUUGGCAUGAUUAGUGGGUUCUCGAUGGUACUCUACAGUCGACUCACCAUAAUCUUGGAAAGUCAUAGAGCACGACUAGUUGUGCUUGGUAUGAUCAUCUUUAAUGGUUGUGUGUGGCACACAGUCAUGAUCACAGUGCUAUCAGGCAUGAGGACGACGCAAUAUGCAGGACGUCCAACUGACACACGCGCGUGGAAGUAUGUUCACGACCGCGUCGAGAAGGUCCAAGUCGUGACCUUUGCUGUCCAGGACGUCAUUCUUUCCUGUCUCUAUCUACGCGCAGCAUACCAAUACCUCCAGGGCCGAUUCACACAGUCAAGUAAGACACGGAGCGUUAUGUGUCUUCUUUUACUUGUUCAAUUCGUCGCCAUUGCUUUCGAUGUCGCCAUCGUCUUUAUGGACUUUGCAGGUUAUCUGCAGCUCAAAUUUAUUGUUUUCAGCUUUGCUUAUGCUGUAAAAUUAGAGCUGGAGUUUGUGGCACUCAACCAACUAGUGGAAUUGAGUAAGAUGGGGCUGCCAGGAAUAGCUUCCAUGAGUUUGAGGGCUUUUGAGACGGACGAGAGCGACGUUAUGGUGAACAAGAUGCCGAGCACUGCGAUUCGUACACCUUCAGUGGCGAAGAUGGGACCAGGUGAAACUUCAUCGGAUACGCGACCUUGCGCGCCGCAAAGCUCGAGUGAUACCUUGGAUUUCAUAACGACAUCAGGACAACUGUAUGCAUGA
Molecule: messenger RNA, 987 nt
Organism: Alternaria burnsii
Lineage: Eukaryota; Fungi; Ascomycota; Dothideomycetes; Pleosporales; Pleosporaceae
Exons: 3
Coding region: 1-987 (328 amino acids)
Source: RefSeq, a predicted model, not a curated record